AUGGCUUGCGCUAUGUCCUUUGAACCUAUAGCAAUAAUUGGCAUGUCUUGUGAAUUCGCUGGUGGCAUCCAUACGCCCAUCGAUUUUUGGCAGGCACUUGAGGAAAGUCGUGAUCUAGGUAGUGAAAUACCUGUCGAACGGACUGAUUUCUUGUCAUAUUGUGCUCAUAUAAUUAAUCAGGAUGACGGUGAAUUCAAACGAAAGCUCAUACGUCGUGGUUAUUUUUUGCCAACAUCGGCGCUUGACACCUUUGAUGCAGGUUACUUCAAUCUCUCAGAUGGAGAAGCAGUUACGAUUGAUCCAUGUCAUCGUCUUCUCAUGAUGAAAUUCGUUCAUUUGAUUGAAGACGCUGGUUACACUUUGGAACAAAUCCGUGGAUCACGUACUUCGGUGCAUAUUGGUCAAUUCUCAAAUGAUCAUGCAUUGGGCUCACUUCGGCUUAAACCAGAACAUUCAACACGUUUUCAUGGUCCGCAUAUACUGCUGUACAAUGCAUCAGCUCGGUUGUCCUACCACUUUGAUCUACAUGGACCUAACCUAUCUCUGGAUAGUGCUUGUUCAACAGGCCUUCAAGCCAUUCAUCUUGGCGUACAAGGAUUGCGUACAGGCGAAGCAGACAUGGCUGUUUGUGGCAGUGUUAAUACUUUUACGACACCUGAGCAAAUGUUCCAAUAUUCAAUGUUCGGCGCCUCUGCUACUGAUGGACGAAGUCGAGCGUUUAGUAUUGAUGCCAAUGGUUAUGCGAAAGGUGAGGGCUUAGGUCUCGUUCUUCUCAAACGAUUGAGUGACGCUGAACGGGAUGGCGAUAGAAUUUACUGUGUACUACACGAUGUCUUAAGCAAUCAUGAUGGUUCUGAAGGUAAAAACAGUUAUGUUGUACCGGCAGCCGCUGGACAACUACGUCUUCUUAAAGAAAUUUAUGCUAGAACACAAUACGAUCGAAAUCGUAUCUUCUACGUUGAAGCACAUGGAACAGGAACACAAGUGGGUGAUCCAACAGAAGCCAAUACUAUUGGUGAAUUCUUCCAACGGUCACCUUUCGAUCCUCCAUUAUUAAUUGGAUCCGUUAAGAGCAAUAUUGGGCAUACGGAAGGAACAGCUGGUAUUGCAUCUCUUAUUAAAACAAUAAUGUGUAUGAAACAUAGAGCGAUUCCACCAAACAUGCAUUUCAAAGCUUAUAAUCCAAAAAUUGAAACAGACCGGUUUAACCUGCAUGUGGUCCAGACAAUGACUGUAUUUCCUCCAAUUAAUAUUGACGAUGAAAAAGAAUAUCCAGUAGCUAUUGGCAUUAGUUCGUUUGGUGUUGGUGGCAAUAAUGCUCAUGCUAUUAUCGAAGAAUAUCAUCCAAAAGAGAGAUCGGUCAAUGCAAAUGGUCAUGUUGAAGAAGAACUACUACAACAGCAUGGUCUUUUUAUCUUUUCCACAAAGAGUAGUGGAUCACUUUAUAAACAAGUAGUAUCGUUCAAUGAAUGGUUACAACAAAUAGAACACCAGGAUGAUGAUCGUUCUUUUCUUGCACGUAUCUCUCAACAAUUACUGCUCAAACGCACCAUUAGUCACGAACAUUUGGCCAUUUUUGUUUCAGCCAAUCGUGCUCAAUUGGAACAACAACUUGAUCUUUUUCUUCAAAAACAAUCAACACCAGGACUAUUAGUCACCAAACGCAUUUCAUUAAAUUGCCCUCGCAUAUGUUUUGUUUUUAGUGGUCAGGGUCCUCAGUGGUGGGCCAUGGGUCGAGAACUCUACUCAUCUGAACCUGUUUUUCGCCAAUGGAUACAACGAAUCAAUGAAGAACUCAUAAAAAUCAAUGGUGGUGAAUUCAACUUACUUAACGAAAUGAUUGAGAAGACUGAGGAAGAAUCACGUGUUAAUGACACUAACAUCGCACAACCGGCCCUAUUUGCUGUUCAAGUAGCGCUUGCAGCACUUCUCGUCUCGUGGCAUAUCUUUCCCAGCGCAAUUGUAUCUCAUAGUGCAGGAGAACAAGCAGCCGCUUUUAUCUCUGGGCGAGUUUCAUUGAAUGAAGCAGUUCGUAUUGUUUAUAAUCGAUCGCGUCUUCAACAUCGAAAUACUCGUCAAGGUGGUCGAAUGUUGGCUGUUGCUAUGAAUGAACAAGAAGUACGAGAUUCAUUACUCAAAGGAAUUGAACGCCUGAUAUCUGUUGCCGGUGUCAAUAGUCCACGCUCAGUGACACUUAGCGGUAAUGAAAAAAUUAUCGAUGAACUCGAGGGCAUUCUUACAACACUUCAUUCGACUGUGUUCAAAGCUCGACUACGGAUCGAGAACGCAUUUCAUUCGCAUCAGAUGGAUCGCUUUGGCAUCAGAGAAGAGAUCCUUUCAAUACUUGACGAUAUUCGAGGUCUUCCUCUUAAAAAUACACAAGAAAUGUUUGAUAUUCGUUGUGCGCAAGCUUCACUUUAUUCACCUGUUACUGGAGGUCGAAUAGACGAUAAAACGCCGCUUGAUGCUCAUCAUUGGUGGUCAAACAUUCGCCAAUAUGUUCGAUUUGGUGAUGCUAUUCAGGCAAUUAUUCAAGAUGGAGUCGUCGAUGCUUUUCUCGAAUUAUCACCUCAUCCUGUUUUGGCCACAUCAAUACGAGAAUGCUACGAGAAAAUGUCUACCAUUCAGCCAAUCAUUUUGCCUACUCUAAAACGAAAGGAAGAUGAACAGAAAACACUGUUGGCAAGCAUUGCACAACUCUCAUACUCACCUGACGUCUGGAAACACUAUCUUGCAUCUCGAUGUGUUCAACCAAGUCAAGAUGUGGAACAUUUAUUUAACAACUUUCCAUUAUAUGCAUUCAACUUAACUCCUUGUUGGUAUGAAUCACAAGAAUCUGCAAUAGAACGUCUCGCUUAUCGUCUACCUCUACAUCCACUACUGGGUGUUCGUCAGUGGACUCAACACACUUCAGCAAUAUGGAAAAGUUUGAUCAAUCUCAAUAUACCUGAACAUGCCUAUUUAUGUCAGCACAAAAUCCAAGAUGCUAUCCUUUUUCCAGCUGCUGGAUUUCUUGAGAUGGCACUAGCCGCCUGUCGUCAGCUCUUACCAGUAGCUAAUAACGAUGAGACACCACCACCGAUCGCUUUUGAGCAGGUUGAAUUUAUCAAAGUUCUUGUUCUUACCGAGCACAAAUUGACCGAAGUUGUGACACAAAUUGUGAUGCCGAUGCGUGAAUGGUUGAUUUACAGUCGACCAUGGUCGGCAGCUGGACAAGAUUGUCGACGAUCUUCUGGCAUGGCUUGCAAUGAUUUUAUUGAUUCUUUCGUUGAUCUCCAAACAUUAAAUGCAUAUUCUCUACGUCAAUUUACUCUGCAUGCACGAGGUCGCAUUGAUAUUGGUCCUCAUUUGAACAUUCAUGCCUCGUCAGCCUAUCGAUUCAGUAAAGAAGAAACAACAAGCUGGUAUGAUCUAAAUGUUCCUAAUCUCUACGACCAUUUAUCCACAAGAGGGUAUCAAUACGGUCCAAAAUUUAGAAUAGCAACUUCAAUCAAAACCACAAAUUCAGAAGUAACGGGUCGAGUUACUUCAACUAAUAGUGAAGAAAACGAUGUACGUUACUAUCUACACCCACUCAUUAUUGAUGGUUGUUUCCAUACAUUCUUGUCUAUUGUACCAGGAAUCGAAACAUUCCUUCCAGUUGCCAUUAACAAGAUGAUUAUUUAUGGAAGUACUUGUCAUUUGUCUCAAUUAGUGACGCAUGGAUCCUAUCAUUCAUUUCUUGUCGGUCUUUCGCAAGAGCGAGCUUAUGCUUUGGAUGCUGCCAUAUUUAAUAGUAAUGAUGAAAUGAUAGAAUCCAAUACGAAACCAGUCGUCAUAUGUGAAAUGUUCAAAAUGCAACGCAUUCCUGGUUGUUGGACACUAUCUGAUAAGUCCAUUUUCCAAAAGAUAAAUGAAAUUGUUCAUCUACCAAAUGGAGAUUAUGAUAAUCAUGUACAGACAAUUUUAUCUGAAUUUUGUCUACAAAAGAAAUGGUCAAGUCUGUUUAAUCAUCUGACUAAGACAGUCGAUCUUUUACCAUCGUCGAACACCUUGAUGAGUGAGACAGAAAGACAAGAGAUCGAAAUGAUGAACAAAGACAAUGACAAUGACAAUGAUAAUAUCAAUAAUCAACUAGCAAAUUCAAUUGAGCCAUUGAAUGCUUUAGCUGGAAUGUAUGCUCUUCAAGCAUUACAACAUCUUGCUUCAUUAGAGAACAUUCAACUGAUCGUUAAAGACAAAUUGUGUCAUCUUGUGCGAGACGAUGAACCUCAUUUUUUCCUAUUAUUUGAAGCUGCUUUUUCACUUGUUCAUCAACAUGGACUAAUUGAUGAAUGUGGCAAUACCACUACGACAGUGACAAAUCAUUCGAUUCAGCUAAUUCAUCAAAAUCUUGUUAAGCAAUUUCCUCGUCUCAAAUCAUUCAUUACUCUAAUGAAUGCAAUCGGAUCCAAACUUGGUGAUAUGCUCUUUGGUGGACACGCUCACGAAGAAUUAUUUACACAAAACAAGGAAACUGAGUUAGCUCUUGAAGAUGUACAGAAUACUAUUUCAUUUUUAAAAACACAAUGUGUUUUUCAAGCACUCAUCAAUCAUAUGCAGAACACUCGUCCGAAUUCGUUACGCAUUCUAUUAUUUGGAGUCAGUAUAAGUUCGGUUUCAGUGCCUAUUAUUCGUCAAUUGGCUGAUUUUGCUGAAGAAACAGGCACAUAUGUUAAGGUUCUUUAUGUCGAUCUGACAGAAACACUUCUAUUAGAAGCUGAACAAGCUUUCCAGUCCUGUCUACCAAAUAAUAACAAGAGAAAUCAACGAAUUUUUGUCUCUUACCGUGUCUAUGACAUAGAAGCUGAAUCAAACAACUCAACUCUGUUAGAUGAAUCCCAUGAUAUUAUCUUUGUGGCCAGUGGACUUCAAACAACAAGUGAUAUUAAUCAUUCACUUGAUUCACUUCGUCGUCUUCUUGUACCAGGCGGUCUUCUUCUCGUGAUCGAAUUAACAUUAACUCAUUCCUACUUCGAUCUUAUAUUUGGUUUAUUUCCUUAUUGGUGGCGUGAUAGUCACAGUCGUGCUCCACUUACUAUUGAUCAAUGGAGACAAGCAUUUCAGUCAGUAGGUGGAUUCGAACCAAUGGUAGUAUCAGCAAAGGCAAACGCAUUUGGAGAUUCUCUCAUGAUUAUGCGAAAAUCAACAGCAAGAUCCAUUCUCAUUCACCUUUCCGAAUGGCAAGAUCAAGCCUGGCUCUUAUUUGCUGAUCGUGGGCACAAACUGUCGUAUGCACUUGUACCUCAUUUACCAAGUUCUAACAUUGAAAUUCUACAAGAUACUGUCACUACUGAUCAUAUUUCUUCAACGAUUGAUAUCAUGUUGAAACAACAUAAACAAUUGCAUAUCAUAUUUGCUUGGCCACUCGAUGUAUUGCAACUUGGUCAGAAUAACAAUGAAACAAGAUUUGAAUCGCAUGUAGAGCAUUUAUGCUACAAAUUUGUUUACAUUCUGCAAUCUAUUCAAAAAUAUCAUCGACAGCAUAGCUCAUUUCCAUACACUUUUAUUCUUACACAAAACUCUCAGCCAAUGCAUGGAAAGAGUGAAUUCAAUCCGAGAAUAGCACCACUCAUUGGACUUAUCCGUAGCUUAAGCGUUGAAUGUCCACGUCAUCACAUUAAACUCAUUGAUUUACAACCAACAGCAGACAUAUUCGCAGAGUCAUCUUAUUCCGACAUUCUCAUGCAGCAUAUGAUCAACUCACGGGAAGCCGAUAAUCUUGAUGAAGUUAUUCUUUCUCUUGAGGCCGAUCGUCGUAUUCGAUGCUUUCAAUGGUAUUAUGAUUGGUUGCAAUCAAAAGAACAGCAGGAAUUAUCAUCAAAAAUGGAAAGAACAAUCGUACCCAAAAAUGACGCUGACAAGAAUCCAUUUUGGCUUCAAGUUGCACCAUCGCGUUUUGUAGCUGAUCUUGUUUGGAUGAGAGAUCCAAUACCAAUCAAUAAUCUAUUACCUGGUCAAAUUCAAGUCCGCAUUCACUGCACUAGUCUCAAUUUCAGAGAUGUCCUGAAAGUACGUGGUCUGUAUCCUCACACACGAGUGUUUGGUCAACGAGAUUGUGAUCAACCUUUACUCGAUCGUGAUACUACUCCUGGAACUGAUUUUAUGGGUACUGUUAUUCUUUCACAUUCUAUGGAUCUGAAGAUUGGAGAUCGUGUCAUUGGUUUUUGCUCGUCAGGUACUUUCCAUUCUCAUAUUAUUCUCAAUACCUCAGUUGUCUCUCGUGUUCCCGACGAAUGUUUGUUGUCGGAUGAACAAUUGGCUGCUCUGCCUACUGCAUUUUUCACAGCACUCCUCUCCUUGAAACAUCGUAUUAGACUUAAGCAUGGUCAGACCGUUCUUAUUCAUGCUGCGACGGGUGCCACUGGUCAAGCUUGCAUUCAGUAUUGCCAAGCGGUUGGUGCUCGGGUUAUUGCUACUGCCGGUAGUGAUGCCAAGCGAUGUUUUCUACGAAAGCAUUAUGGAAUUGAGCAUGUAUUCAAUAGUCGUGAUUUGGCGUUUGUCACCGAAAUACGCUCUCUUUUUCCAAAUGGUAUUAAUGUCAUUGUUAAUUCCCUUUCGGGUCCACUUCUUCAAGAAUCAUUCAAACUACUUGCUCCUCACGGUCAUUUUAUUGAGCUCGGCAAACGGGACGUGUACGCAAGGACUAGUCUACCAAUUUUUGACUUGCGACAAGAUUGUAAUCUUCAUGUCAUUGAUCUAACAUUACAUGUCAUUGACGAACCUCAUACCAUGCAUGAAAUGAUCAACGAUGCUUGGGACCAUUUCCGAAGAGGUCUUUUCAAACCAUUCGAACCUUUGACUAUUUUUGAGCCGUCUGAAAUAAUUGAUGCAUUUACACAAUGCAGUCUUGGUCUAUCCAUGGGAAAAAUGGUAGUUCGUAUGACAAAUUCUGAACAGCCCCUCUUACUUAAAGAAAGUGACAUGAACACGAGCAUCAAUGAAAAUUCCAGCGAAGGAUCAAUGUUUCCGUUUGUAGUGUGUGAAAGUGGAACCAUUCUCGUUUCGGGUGGAUUGGGUGGUCUCGGACUUACUAUGUCUCGUUGGAUGAUAGAAAAACGAGGUGUCAAGCACAUUGUUUUAAUGAGUCGUCGUACAAUUGAACAGUUUGAAAAAACCGAAAAUAAUCCACAAUUAGAAGAUUGGUUGCAACUCAAAGAAACAGCAGUUAAACAUAACGCCUCAAUUGAUGUCGUUCAAGCAGAUGUUACUCAUUUUGACGGUGUUUAUGAACUGAUUAAACGUCUUAAUCAAACAUCACAUCCAGUGCGUGGCAUUAUACAUAGUGCCGUCAUAUCUGAUGAUAAAUUGUUGACCAAUCUUAGCCAAGAGACACUCUUUCGCGUUAUGGAACCCAAAGUGCGCGGUGGAUGGAAUCUUCAUCAAGCGUCACAACAAAUCGGUGCAUCUUUGCAUUUCUUUAUCAUGUUCUCAUCAAUUCGCAAUCAUUUGAUUGAUCCCGGAUCGAGUGGUUACAAUGUAGGAAAUGAGUUUUUCGAAGCUCUAGCACAUUAUCGUCGUGAGCAAUUGAAACUACCGGCUCUGUCGAUUGCUUUGCCAGCAGUGCAUGGAGCAGGCAUGUUUCAUCGACAACAAGCCAUUUUGAAUAAUUUACUAAUUGCACAAGGGAUGGAGAUGUUGCCUACAGUAGCUACAUUCGAAUUAGUCGAACGACUCUUUAGCAUGCAAACAAACUAUUCAUCACCUAUCGUUUUUGCUGUCGACUGGAAACGACUAUAUGCCAAUAAAGCUAACUUGGCUAAUCAUCAGUUAGUACAAUUUAUUGAGCAGCAGGCUACUCAACAAGGUAUUUCUAAUGUACCAGCAAAUGACUCGGGUUCUUCAUCAAUAGCCAAUAUUGAAGUCAUUACGGAACGAAUUCGAGAGACAGUCAUGCGUCUUCUAGGAGCAUCCAAUAUUGAUCGAAUAGAUAUAGAUCGCUCGCUGCUUUCACUUGGUCUAGAUUCACUUGCGGCCGUUUCACUCUAUAAUUGGCUUAGUCAAGAAUGGGGUGCAUUUAUUACGGUAGCAGAGAUUUUUCAAGGUAUUAAAAUUUCAGAGAUUGCUAGUCGAGUGCAAAAAAACCUGGUAGAACGACAAACAACAUCAGGAAAAAUAGAAACUACGUUAUCAAGUGACAUGGAACAGAUGGAUGAAGGUGAAGGUGAUUUAACACUUUCUACAACCAAAAAGGCUACAUCGUACAAUGGCAUGGAAGGAGUUCUUAGAGUUUUUCAAGUCAAAGAUAGUAAUUCGGUCAUAUUCGCUAUUUCGUCCAGCAAUACUAUCACUGACGAAUGCCUUCGAAAGUUCGCCAAUAAGAAAUCAACCAUUUAUUUUCUUCAUGUCACCAUAGAUAAACUACAUACGGAAAUUUCCACUCGUGAGACUAUCAUUCAAAUGCGUCGAUUGCAUCCUCAUGGUCCUUACUCAUUAGUGGCUUUAGAUAAUGAAAGUAACGAUAUUAUCAAAGAAAUAAUAAAGCAACUCCAAUACUAUACAAAAGCUGGUGUUAAUCAUCUCAGUUAA
Molecule: messenger RNA, 8547 nt
Organism: Rotaria sp. Silwood1
Lineage: Eukaryota; Metazoa; Rotifera; Eurotatoria; Philodinida; Philodinidae
Source: the annotation of a GenBank genome assembly